Molecule: messenger RNA, 727 nt
Organism: Rattus norvegicus (Norway rat)
Lineage: Eukaryota; Metazoa; Chordata; Mammalia; Rodentia; Muridae
Gene: Lcn6
Product: lipocalin 6
Exons: 7
Coding region: 31-576 (181 amino acids)
Cellular component (GO): extracellular region
Molecular function (GO): small molecule binding
Source: RefSeq, marked provisional
GUGGUGUAGUGUGCUUGGCCCUCUGGGAGGAUGAGGGUGGUUCUUCUGAUUGCUGCUCUUCUUGCUUUGGUCUCUAUGGCCUGGCUGCAGGCAGUGUGGCUGGGAAGGCUGGACCCUAAGCAGCUCCUCGGGCCCUGGUACAUCCUGGCCGUGGCCUCCCGUGCAAAGGACUUCAUGGUGGAGAAGGACAUGAGGAAUGUAGAAGGUGUCGUGGUGACUCUUACUCCAGAUAACAGAUUGAGAGUUCAGUCCUCUCGGCAUGGGCCAGAUGGGUGUCAUCAGAGCAUCGUGGAGCUGCUGAAGCAAGAUUCCCGAUGGGUGUUUGAGAAUCCCUCUCUGGGAAUAUUGGAUUAUCGGGUACUGGGCACUAACUUCAAAGACUAUGCUGUCAUCUUCACACAGCUGGAAUUUGGGGAUGAGGUCUUCAACACAGUGGAGUUGUACAGUCGGACAGAGAUAGCCAGCCAUCAGGCCAUGAAGCUGUUCACCAAAUGGAGCCAGGGUUUGGGCUUCUUGUCUCAACAGCAGGCCCAGCUGCAGAAGGACUUCACUUGUGCACACAAGAUCCUCCAGUGAAUGCCACACCCUGGAGAUAGCCCCACAGCAUCCUGGUAUUCUGGUGGAGAUGGGCAGGCGCUGCCUUUGCAGUGGCUGCUGGCACUGGUGUUGGUUAGCUGCUCCCCUGGGCUCUUGCUUGGGUUGAAAAUAAAGUGAUUUCACAAGCAAA